AUGGUCGACGGCGUCAAGACCAAGCGCCUGAUCUCGUGGCAACAAGUGCAGCAGCACUCGACGAGCGACACGGCGUGGAUCGUCAUCCACCACAAAGUCUACGACAUUAGCCAGUGGGACGCGCACCCAGGCGGCAUGGUCAUGCUGUCGCAAGCAGGCGAAGACGCUACCGACAUCUUUACGGUGUGCCACCCCACGAGCUCCUGGAAGCUCCUCGAGCAGUUUUACAUUGGCGACGUGGACGAGAGCUCUCUGUUGGCAACGACAGCGCCCGAGGCGCUGACCGACGCGCAGCGCGCGACAAAGGCCAAGACGGACGCGUUCGUGCGAGCGUACCGUCGCUUGCGCGUCCAGAUCAAAGGCAUGGGGCUCUACGACGCCAGUCUCGUGUUCUACGCGUGGAAAAUCGUGAGCACGUUUGGGCUCUGGAUGGCGUCCGUUGCACUGUGCUACUACGGCGACAGCUGGUCGCUGUACCUGCUCGCCGCGUGUGUCAUGGGUUUGUUCUGGCAGCAGUCGGGCUGGCUCGCGCACGACGUCUUGCACCAUCAAGUGUGGACCAACCACGCUAUUGGCAACGUCGUGGGUGUGGUCAUUGGCAACGUCUGGAUGGGCUUUAGCGUCCAGUGGUGGAAAAACAAGCACAACUUCCACCACGCGGUGCCCAACUUGAUUGGCAACGAAAAGACCAAGUACCUUGGGGACCCGGACAUUGACACCAUGCCGCUGCUUGCGUGGAGCAAGCACAUGGCGACCAAGGCGUACGAAUCGAGCUGGGGCCCGUUCUUUGUGCGCUACCAGGCCGUGUUUUACUUUCCCCUGCUGCUCUUUGCCCGGUUCAGCUGGCUGCUCCAGAGCUACUACUACGUGUUUGAAGGCUAUGCGUACGGCAAGUACGAUCCAGUCCAGCUUCCUAAUGGCGAGAAGCUCGGGCUCCUUUUGCACUAUGCUUGGAACCUGCUCUUGCCGAUCCUCACGGGCAUGUCGGUUGCUCAAGCACUGGCGUUCUUCGUCCUCGCCCAAAUGUCGUGCGGUGGCCUCUUGGCGGCAGUCUUCAGUGUCGGCCACAAUGGCAUGUCAGUGUACGAGCGCGAGGAUAAGCCCAACUUUUGGAAGCUGCAGGUCACGACGACGCGGAACAUUACGCCCGGGCCGUUCAUCAAUUGGUUUUGUGGCGGCCUGAACUUCCAAGUCGAGCACCACCUGUUCCCUUUGAUCCCGCGCCACAACCUGCAGCGCGUGAAUCCGCUUGUCAAGUCGCUUUGCAAGGAGUACGAUCUGCGAUUCCACGAGACGGGCUUCUACCGCGGACUCGUUGAGGUCGUGGACGAGCUGGCCGAGAUCAGCAAAGAGUUCCUGCUGGAAUUCCCCGCCAUGUGA
This is a messenger RNA of Hyaloperonospora brassicae, 1380 nucleotides long. Lineage: Eukaryota; Oomycota; Peronosporomycetes; Peronosporales; Peronosporaceae. The record is from the annotation of a GenBank genome assembly.